GAACAGCCGGUCAGACUGAUGGUAGUACCGUCUCCUGUUGUGGAACCAGCGCUCACACGCCGUCAAUUGUGGCUACUGCAGAUAUAAACCAAUGAAUCCUGCAACAGCAAUCCUCAGAGGGACCCGAGUCGUCCAUAACAUCAGACCUCUGCACACCACAUUUUGCGUCAACAUGCCGAUUAAGGUAGGAGAGCCUCUGCCUGCAGUUGAGGUCCAGGAGGGAGAGCCUGGGAAAAAGGUUUCCAUGGAUCAGCUCUUUAAGGGGAAGAAAGGUGUGCUAUUUGCUGUCCCAGGAGCCUUCACGCCAGGGUGUUCCAAGACUCACCUUCCUGGGUUUGUGGAGCAAGCUGGGCAACUUAAAAGCAAAGGCAUACAGGAAGUGGCCUGUGUCUCUGUAAAUGAUGCAUUUGUCAUGGCAGCUUGGGGCAAAGAACAUGGAACGGAUGGCAAAGUGAGAAUGCUUGCCGAUCCCACAGGAGCUUUCACAAAGGCUGUGGAUCUGUUACUGGACAGUGAUCAGAUUGUGCAAGUUCUUGGAAACCAAAGAUCCAAAAGGUACUCCAUGCUGGUUGAAGAUGGCGUGGUCAAGAAAAUCAACGUGGAACCUGAUGGCACAGGGCUAACCUGUAGCUUGGCAACCAACAUCAUGUCAGAUUUGGCUUAGACCUGGCUUAACAGCCUGCUCCAUAGAUCACCCGACAGUAUCCCUUGGAAACUAAAGUGAAAAAGAAUCAAGCUAAGGCGCACAAUAAUAUUUUUUUCACAUAGCUAUGCAGAAACCAUGUUACACAAAAUAUCCCUGUUUACAAAAUGUAUUACUGAGACUAAUAAAGUACACCACUGUUCAAAA
Messenger RNA from Clupea harengus (Atlantic herring), 850 nucleotides. RefSeq names its product peroxiredoxin 5 (gene prdx5). Lineage: Eukaryota; Metazoa; Chordata; Actinopteri; Clupeiformes; Clupeidae. Gene Ontology annotation, cellular component: peroxisome; mitochondrion; cytoplasm. Gene Ontology annotation, molecular function: thioredoxin peroxidase activity. Gene Ontology annotation, biological process: cellular response to oxidative stress; cell redox homeostasis; hydrogen peroxide catabolic process. The record is from RefSeq and is a predicted model, not a curated record.